Molecule: messenger RNA, 2532 nt
Organism: Bombina bombina (fire-bellied toad)
Lineage: Eukaryota; Metazoa; Chordata; Amphibia; Anura; Bombinatoridae
Gene: GCLC
Product: glutamate-cysteine ligase catalytic subunit
Biological process (GO): glutathione biosynthetic process
Cellular component (GO): glutamate-cysteine ligase complex
Molecular function (GO): glutamate-cysteine ligase activity
Source: RefSeq, a predicted model, not a curated record
UGUCUCUCACACACUGUCAGAGCACUGCUGCUGUUCUAUCACUGUGACACUGCCACAGCUCCACGCACUCGCUCGUCCUCCCGCGGCACCAGUUUAAAUAGGGCAUUUUGUGGCCACUGCUGCACUCAAUCUAGUUGAUCACUCGUUCAUACCACGUCUCGUACAACUUUCCGUUCACUUGCAAGUCAAGAAAGCAACUAUGGGUCUUCUGUCUCACGGGUCCCCACUGAACUGGGAAGAGACUAAGAAAUACGCAGAUCACGUCAGGCAGCACGGUAUCAUGCAGUUCCUCAACAUCUACCAUAAACUGAAAGAGCGGCAGAAGGACGUGCUGAAGUGGGGAGACGAGGUGGAGUAUAUUCUGGUUUCUUUCGAUCAUGCUAAUCAGAAAGCGCGCCUACUUCUCAGAGGGGAGGAGAUGCUUGAUACUCUUCAGGAAAGAGGUGAAAAAACUAACCCAAACCACCCAACACUUUGGAGACCAGAGUAUGGCAGUUACAUGAUUGAGGGAACACCAGGGCAACCUUAUGGUGGAACGAUGUCUGAGUUCAAUACUGUUGAAGAUAAUAUGAAAAAAAGGCGGCAGGAAGCCUCCUCAUUGCUUCCACAGGACACUUUUAUAUGCACGAUUACCUCAUUUCCUAGUACUUUAACAAGAAAUAUCCGUCAUAGAAGAGGUGAAAAGGUUGCCAUUAAUGUACCAAUUUUUAGAGACAAACAUACACCAUCUCCAUUUAUUGAACGGUUUCCGAAUGAUGCUGGAGAUAACAGUAAAGCAGCCAAACCUGAUCACAUAUACAUGGAUGCCAUGGGAUUUGGCAUGGGCAAUUGCUGCCUUCAGGUGACAUUCCAAGCUUGCAGCAUUUCUGAAGCCAGAUGUCUUUAUGACCAAUUAGCCACAAUAUGUCCGAUAGUGAUGGCUUUAAGUGCUGCAGCCCCAUUUUACAGAGGAUAUGUGUCUGAUAUAGAUUGUCGUUGGGGUGUAAUCUCUGCAUCAGUAGAUGACAGAACUAAAGAAGAAAGGGGAUUGGAGCCUCUGAAGAAUGACAAAUAUCGGAUAAGUAAAUCUCGUUAUGAUUCCAUAGACAGUUAUUUGUCUAAAUGUGGUGAAAAAUACAAUGAUAUUGAUUUGACUAUAGAUAAAGAGAUCUACAGACAACUAACACAUGAAGGUAUCGACCAUCUCUUAGCCCAACAUAUAGCACAUCUUUUUAUUAGAGAUCCUUUAACGUUAUUUGAAGAGAAAAUACAUUUAGAUGAUGCAAAUGAAUCGGACCAUUUUGAGAACAUUCAAUCUACAAACUGGCAGACAAUGAGGUUUAAACCUCCCCCACCAAAUUCUGACAUUGGCUGGCGAGUAGAAUUUCGUCCAAUGGAGGUACAGUUAACAGAUUUUGAAAACUCUGCCUAUGUUGUUUUUGUGGUGUUGCUGACUAGGGUAAUCCUUUCCUACAAGCUGGAUUUCCUUAUUCCAUUGUCAAAGGUUGAUGAAAAUAUGAAGGUGGCCCAGAAACGUGAUGCAGUGAGACAGGGGAUGUUCUAUUUCAAGAAGGAUAUUUGUAAAGCUGGCAAUGCAGUUGUUGAUGGCUGUUACACAGCACAUAAUGGCACAGAAACAGACCCUGAAGAAUAUACCCUAAUGAGCAUUGAUACAAUUAUCAAUGGAAAGGAAGGAGUGUUUCCCGGUUUAAUUCCAAUACUUAAUUCUUACCUUGAAAACAUGGAAGUUGAUGUGGAUACUCGGUGUUCCAUUUUAAACUACCUUAAACUUAUUAAGAAAAGAGCUUCAGGAGAGCUUAUGACUGUUGCGCGAUGGAUGAGAGAAUUUGUUUCAAAUCACCCUGACUACAAGCAGGACAGUGUAAUCACAGACAAAAUAAAUUACGACCUUUUGGUGAAAUGCAAUCAAAUUGCCAGUGAUUUGGCUGGAUGUCCAGAGCUGCUUGGUUUUACAAUUAAUAAGAUAAAGCAAAGUGGCGGUAAAACUGUAUCUUGAUGAUACAGUGCAAAUCAUUUACAAAACAUGUCACUUGAACUGCAUUGUCUGUGUAAUGACCAAAUAGGUAAUACUGCACUAUAAGAAGGCCGAUAUGCCUCCCAUGUAGUAGAAACUUCCUAAAUAAGCAUAUUCCUGUUGUUGAAAUUUAUACAGUGUGUAUGUAAAUAGUAAAAAUAUUUUUAUGACUAACAUUGUAUGGUAAUAACGUAUCACGUUACUGUGAAACUGGAUUCAUUUUGUAUGUAUAAUCUGAAAAAAAACAAUCAUGUUCAGUAGAGUACCAGUAUAUCUGUAUAAUGUAACAGAAUUUUACUCUUGUUUUAUAAAUUUCUGAAUUUGUUUCUUUAAUGAAUGUAUUGCUUAGACUUUUUUUUACUGUACCUAAUUCUUCAUCCAAAAAUAUACUUGAGUUACUUUGAAAGCGCACAAUACAUGUGUUGGCCAACUUGUUGGCAUUGCAUUAGUCUGCCAUUUGCUUAUUCAUAUGCCAAAUAAAGCAGUCAGCAGAAAGCACUCUUUGCUGAACAAGCACA